AAAUGAAUCGGAAAGUUGUGGACUGUUUUAGAAGGGCCAGGUUAUAUUCUUUCUUCUUCUUUUGUUUUUUGUUAAUUAUUUUUAUUGAUGGUGAGGUUAGUACCUAUUGUUGCGUAUUAACUUUUUUGCAUGUUCUUUGUGUCCUCUAAAUUACUUCUUUUUGAAAACCUUUUCCUAUACUUGCAAAUUCUCAAUUUUGCUUCUCAUGACUCUGUAAAUUUUUAAUAUUUUUUCGUUGUUCAUGGUCAAUCAAAGACUCACAACUUUGGUAUGAAUUAUGGCAUUUCUUGCCCAAUCUAGUUUUUUUACUCGCUUUCUUUGAGGCAUUUACUUUUAAAGUUGAGGCAUUUACGUUUUCAGAGAUCACUCUUCUGUAGUGUUUACUUUUUGCCUUCCUAAUAAAUAUGUGAUUGUGGUUUAUAUUGAGCGCAUUUACAUUGCCAGAAACAUGUUGUUACUUCUUUUCUCUGGUUCUUAUUCAGAUAAUUCUGAUUGUUAACUGGAUAAUUUCUUACAUUUUCAUUCAAUUAUGUUCUGUUGACAAUGCUUUGAGCUUUCGCGAUAUACCAUUUCUCAUAAGUAUGACUAUGUUUCAUGAUCUUGUUAUUACGAUCUCAGAAUUAGACACUGAAUGUGUGUCCAGCUUAGAAGAUCAGUGAGUAUUCAAAGAAGAAUGUUUGUUUCAUCAUGUUUUUAGAUGAACAAACACUGUUGAAACUGUCAACAAAGGGGAAUGUUCCUGAUGAGAGAGUAUGUAUUGGGUUAUGGAGAAUAGUUAUUGUGAGAAACCUACCCUACAAGGAUAUGCGCAAAACUAGAAAGGUGCUAAAAUUUCUAUCACAUCGUCUCUUCCCUUCUUCUAGGUGAUUCUCACACCAAAUUUUGUAGAUGACUGGGUUAUAGACCUUAUUUGCUUUCUUCGUUAACCAACACCAAGAUUUCUACUUAACAUAUUUUCUUAUUCUGUGGUGAUUUCUUAGGUAUUCUAUUUGGCUUGAUAGCAAGAUGUGACUUCAGACUGAUCCGAUGCUAAUCAUUAAAUUCUUUUUGUAGCGAACUGGAUCAGAGUAUGUUAUUUCAAAUCAUUAUACUCGCCACUGUGUUUGGGAGGAGGUACACCAGAAUAAGCGUCUAAAUAAAUACAACCACAUGGCCAUUGAUGAACAGUUCAACUUUUACCAGUCUGAUGGUCUCACCAAGUUUGACCCUUCAGACCUAAAUACUCCUCUUCCAAGUUAUGUACCUGAAGGUUCAUUUAUUGUUAGGGCCCAUACACCAAUGUCAAAUUUAUUUUCAUGCCUUUGGUUUAAUGAAGUUAACCGUUUUACAUCAUGUGAUCAACUGAGCUUUGCUUAUACUUUCUUGAAGUUGAAGAGAUUGAAUCCAAUUGCCUCUGAAGACAUUGAUUCUCUAACUUUUGGAGCUCCUAGGUUUCUUCGCCAUUUAAUGGAUCCAAGCUCAAAAAAAGUCCCAGUGAUGGAAUUUGAAGUUUCGAAGGUGCAUAAGAACAUUGAACUCAGUUGUGGCUGCUCAAUAUUUUGAAUUAGUAUUUCCACAAUUGAUCUUGUUUUCCAAGUUUUGGAGGAGCUAAAUCUUACCAUGGAUCAAUUCAUCGACUUGUGCAUUCUUUCUGGGUGUGAUUAUUGUGAUAGCAUUCGGGGUAAUAUAAUUUCUUACUGACUUCAUUAUUGUGAAGAAUAUUACAGCUUUCUGUCUGUUAAGUUAGUAAUUGAUAGAAGCAUCAUGUGAUGCAUGUUUGUUUUAUUAGUUUUGAAAGUUAAAUUAAACUUUUCCUAAAAGAAAAAAGCAACUAAAUGUCAAUUUAUGUUGGGAUACAACUUGUGAUCAAUGCAUUAUUCCUUCCAUUACCACAUUUUGGGCUAUUAGUA
Molecule: messenger RNA, 1889 nt
Organism: Camellia sinensis
Lineage: Eukaryota; Viridiplantae; Streptophyta; Magnoliopsida; Ericales; Theaceae
Source: RefSeq, a predicted model, not a curated record